Molecule: messenger RNA, 1087 nt
Organism: Cuscuta europaea
Lineage: Eukaryota; Viridiplantae; Streptophyta; Magnoliopsida; Solanales; Convolvulaceae
Source: the annotation of a GenBank genome assembly
CAAACUCAGAAAUUUUCGCACAUUGAAUAGUACAAUAUCGUGAGGUUAUUACUUGCUGCUGAACGAGACCGAACCCUAGCCCCCGGCAAACGGCCUAGGAAAAAAAACAGUACUAAUCUACUCUCCCAACUCCGCUUGUGCGCAUCCCCGGCGUAUCCAGCCAACCAUACGUUACGUGGAUAUCUUACACCUGCCCGAGUGUACGCCGCGCGGUUCCCCCAGUUUGACUAUUAAUUCUGCUGCUGCUUCCAUCGUCAGAUUUUUAGCAAUGGCAGCUAGAAUUAUUGCACAGCUGAUUGUGAUGGGUUCUGGGAUCAUGGCAAGAGCAUUUGUUCAAGCAUAUCGCCAAGCACUGGCAAAUGCUUCGAAAACGGGGGCUGCUCAAGAAGUGGCCCAAAAUAUCAGAAGAGGAAGCAAAAUCAUGGCAGAAACCGAGGCAAGGCAAAUCCUUGGUGUCACGGAAAAAUCAACGUGGGAAGAGGUCUUGCAGAAAUAUGAUAACUUGUUUGAGAAAAAUGCAAAGAGCGGGAGCUUCUAUCUUCAAUCAAAAGUCCAUAGAGCAAAAGAAUGUCUAGAAUCAGUGUACCAAAGUAAACCACCAGAAGCCAAUUAGAGAGUAUUAUUAUCGCUGAUACUUAUGUGGUGUAUGGUAUGAGGUGUGUUUGUUUCAUGAGAUCAUUUAGAAUCUUUCUUGGCAUUUCUUUUAGCCACGGAAGUGCGCAUUUUAGAAAUAACAACCAAGUCAGUUCUCUGUGAUGGACACCCAGAGAGGGAGAGGGGCAAGCGGAGAGAUAUUGUUAAUUUUUGUAUACAGUAAUUGAUGAAAGGCCUAUAUAAAGCGAGAUCAAAUGUGCCCUUUUCCAUGGACUGUGCAGAAGAUUUUAGGGGCUUACAGCGAAAAUUAUAAAAGGGUAUUUUAUUUUUUGAGAAGAGUAUUAUUGGAUUCAUAUUCAAAACUUGGGGCUUAUGCAUUCACAUUCACAAUGUAUAAUAAUGCACAGGAGAAUAAAUUUUAUACAUUAAGGAGAAGUGUAUUGAUAUAAAUGUUUGUCAUAUAUAUAUAUAUACAUCAAGAAGUUUAUUGAUA